AUGGCAGCUAUUGAAUAUCGUGGACUUAAUGCUGUGACAAAUUUUGACCUUAGCCGUUACAUCAAAUGGCUAAAACCUAACAACAACAAUACCAUUGAUCAACCAAACCCUAAUGUUGAAACUAAUAUGAUUCCAACUCCAAAUCAUAGUAUUGGAUCAACCUCGACCACGACCACGACCACCUCUGCCUCUACCUCUGCCUCUACAACUCUAAUUUAUUCCCACUUUCAACUUACCUCGAAUACCACCAUCCCCGAUGUCUCGGUAACUCAAACUCAGCCACCUUCUGCCACGUCAGCCCUCGGGCUAUUACUCCAAUCUACAAAAUUCAAGGAAAUGAUGGAAAUGACAGUGGCAACUGAGUGCCCCCCUGAACCUGUUGAGUUUUCUGAUCCACCACAAAGUACUUUCCCCGAGGAUAUAAAAACUUAUUUUGACACUCAAGAAUUCGGUAAUUUUGGUCAUGACCAAGGAGAGGAUAUGAAUAUUUUUAAUGAGAUCAACUCCUUCAUGCAGCCACUUUUGCAAUUUGAUUUUAAUGCUUAA
Molecule: messenger RNA, 546 nt
Organism: Nicotiana tabacum (common tobacco)
Lineage: Eukaryota; Viridiplantae; Streptophyta; Magnoliopsida; Solanales; Solanaceae
Source: RefSeq, a predicted model, not a curated record